AUGAGACUUAAGCACAUUAUUUCAACCCUGGUCUUUGCAGUUGGAUCUCUCGCCACCUAUAAAUCUCAAGAAAUAAUAACUCAGUUUAAUUGUGCCAACCAGGUCUAUGAAAUAAGAGAUGUGGAGAAUUUUGUCGAAUCUGCAGCAGCUAAGUUAAAACUAAUGUCGUCGAAUCCACAAAGGCAACGAACCUUGGAAGUUUAUAGACCGAACCAUUCUCAUGGCGUGAGGGAACUUAAACGCUACAAAUUUCCUGCCUCCAACUUGAUAAAUUCGCAAGUUCCAAAGUUUGUGAUUAUCAACGAGCAUGGCCAUCUUACGGACAUGGCAUGGGGAAAUAAUGCUUUAAAUCAAUGCGACAACCGCAGAGUUGAGCUUAUGAAAUCAGAUUUUCCAUGGGAUAGUGAUCAUCAGAUAAAGCUUUGGCGUAGUUAUACGGGGACUAUACGGAGCAAUCUAAAGAGAUAG
Blumeria graminis f. sp. triticale is the source of this 468-nucleotide messenger RNA. NCBI's taxonomy places the organism in Eukaryota, Fungi, Ascomycota, Leotiomycetes, Helotiales, Erysiphaceae. The record is from the annotation of a GenBank genome assembly.